GCAGUGGACGACGACUUACAUGCUUCACUCGGGCCUCCUUUAGAGAGCUUUUUAAUAUGUUAUCCGCUGAAUACAGCCUCGCAGAAAUUCAACGUCGAAUAGAUGAAGUUCAGCGGUUUCUGUCUGUAACACUGAGCAUCGCCAAUGCUCACACUGUGGAGUUUUACACUCACGACGCGUGGAACCGCUUCAUGGCCGUGCCACCUCAGCAGGUCCUGUCAACGGUUGGUUCAUGUAGUGACCAGCAGGGGGAGCCAGAACACAAAGCAAAUGAAUCAGAGCAAACCGGGACCACAUUUGGGUUUUGCAAUGAUACAAACCGGCUGGUUGACACCCGAGAACUGUUCCAGGCGGCUAAGGCCCAUUCUCUCCCUGGCCUUGGAGUCUGCAUGAGCAGGGAUGAGCUACUGCAGGUCCUCAGAGGGAACGGGCCCGAGUCUGGUGCUCCAGUAGCAGCUAUAGAUGCUGAGCUGGUGACGGACGAGUUUAUGAACUCGAAGAAAUCCCACGAGGUCAAGUCCAUGUCUGAGGUGGUGGCGUGUCUGGCCCAGUGCUGCAGAGUCAAACAGGUGAUAGAUGUCGGCUCGGGGAAGGGCUACCUGAGCUCCUUUCUGUCUCUGCAAUACCGCCUCCGGGUCUACGGCAUCGACUCCUCCAGCACCAACACCCACGGGGCCCAGGAGAGGAACCGGAAAAUGAAAAAGUUCUCCAGGGCGUACCAGAAACACAACAAGGCAGUGAUGGCACAGGGAGAGGCCACACUUUCACCUCAGGAGGAGUUAGUAGACGUAAAGCCUGGACUAGAUGGAGACGACGAUGUCGUGUAUGGCGAUGGGGUAGGAACUGUGUCUCAGGAGGAGCAGGUGUUAAUCGGCCUAUCAGACGUCAACCCUGCAGUGGAAAGGCAUUCAGAGUCGAACCCAGACACAGAGGAGCUCUUCCUCAGCGCCCUAUCGGUGGAUGUGAUACAGCCUGCAUCCCCCAGAGUUCCCUCCAGCCAACUGAGCGCCGAGGAGAGGGAGAGGAGGAAGAGGGAGAACCUGGAGAGGAAAGCUCAGAACAGAAGCGGCGGCGGCAGCGUCAUGUUUUCUCCCCUCACUUCUUACGUUACCGCUGAAACGGAGCUCCGAGAGCUCAUCAACGAGCUGGAGGAUGCGGUCAUGGUCGGCCUGCACACGUGCGGCGACUUGGGUCCCAGCACCCUGAGGAUGUUUGCGGCGAAACCGGAGUUGGCCGCAGUCUGCAGCGUGGGCUGCUGCUAUCACCUGCUGUCUGAGGAGUUUGAACCCGCCGCCGGACAGGAGUGCUCGCGUGGCGUGUGUGGUUUCCCUCUGAGCCAGUACCUCCGCGACCGGUCCUGGUUCUGCGGCAGAAACGCCAGGAUGUCGGCUUGUUUGGCCCUGGAGAGAGUUUCACACGGCCAAGGGAUUCAGAUGGAGUCUCUGUUCUACCGAGCCGUCCUUCACGUCAUUCUGAGGGAUCACUACGGCUGCUUUAAAAGUGAGAAGCGAGUUGGGAAUGUCUACUCCAAGGCUAAAUCCUUCGUGGACUACGUCCGUCGAGCUCUACGCAGGCUGGAACUGGACGAAUCAAAGCUCUCUGACGGUGACGUCCAGGAUUACCACGACACGUACAGACCACGAAUGGGCGAGAUGCAUGCCUUUAAUAUGUUGAAGGUGACCCUGGCUCCCUGUAUUGAAGGUCUGAUUCUCCUGGAUCGCCUCUGCUACCUGAAAGAGCAGGAGGAUUUAUCGUUCUCUGCACUGGUGCAGCUCUUUGAUCCCCUGCUGUCUCCGAGAUGUUACGCUGUCGUCGGACUGAAGAGUUAAGAAGACAGAAUCUCAUGUUGAUUAACAAACAUAUGCCUGUGAUUACAAUACACUGCUUGAGAGGUCAUGAUUAUACAUGAUUGUAUCAGCACACUUGAGCGAUUGUGUUGUGUAUGUUUUCUCUCCUGCUCGUUUUGAUUAUAUGUAUGAUUUAAUCUAAAUUUAGCAAUUUAUUUAUGCAGCCUCUGUAUCACUUUCAGCCACAUCUUGGUUUGUUUCAUAUACACUUUACUGAAAAAUAAAUCUCCAGAAUGUUUAGCUUUUAGUCCUUGACUUUGUACGUCUUCAUAAAAACAUAUGGUCAAAA
Messenger RNA from Anarrhichthys ocellatus (wolf-eel), 2136 nucleotides. It is a transcript of the gene mettl25, whose product is annotated as methyltransferase like 25. The transcript has 12 exons. The record is from RefSeq and is a predicted model, not a curated record. The coding region runs from base 57 to 1829 and encodes 590 amino acids. NCBI's taxonomy places the organism in Eukaryota, Metazoa, Chordata, Actinopteri, Perciformes, Anarhichadidae.